Galdieria sulphuraria is the source of this 774-nucleotide messenger RNA. RefSeq lists its product as uncharacterized. Bases 48 to 728 code for a protein of 226 amino acids. The transcript has 2 exons. The record is from RefSeq and is a predicted model, not a curated record. NCBI's taxonomy places the organism in Eukaryota, Rhodophyta, Bangiophyceae, Galdieriales, Galdieriaceae. Gene Ontology annotation, molecular function: gamma-glutamylcyclotransferase activity.
AAUUGUUGCUUGGAACAUUUUUACGUAAAUAGUCUGUUCAUUCACUUAUGACACAAGCAGAGUUACCACCUAAAGGGUUUGUGUAUUAUUUUGCUUUUGGAGCAAAUAUAAACCCCAAGGUUCAUGGAAAAGAAGCGAGUGAUAGGUAUCAAGGAAGACGAACCAACUUUGUCCAAGCAAAACCAGCACGACUUCCAGGAUAUCGGAUUGUUUUCAAUCUGCGUGGUUUUGCAUUUGGAGAACCUUGUUUUGGUAACAUAGAGCAAUGUGACGACGAAGAAGUCCACGGUGUUUGCUACUGUAUUGCACAAGAUGCACUUGAACGCUUGCAUGAAUCCGAGUUUCCUUACAAGCUUAUUGAUGUUCAGGUUGAAACAUAUGAAGGCCAAAGAUUGCAAGCCAAGACAUUACAAGCUUCCUCAGUUAGAGAUAUCGAAGCUUGUCCAAAGUGUUCGGUACCUUCAAGAAGAUAUUGGAAUCUCAUAGUUGAGGGUUGCAGAUAUUGGAAGUUGAAACCAGAAUAUGUUGACAAGUUAGAAAGAGUACGGUAUUUGGCUCCUACUUGGUCACAUAACACACUAUCCAAAGUGUUUCUUUGGUUUAUUCAAGUAGGCUUGGCAAAGUUGAGAGUUCCUAUGGCCUAUCGCAAGUAUAUUUAUUUUUUUAUUUGUAGAGUGUCUUGGUGGCUUGUGGAUUGGAAACAUUUAUUAUCUCAUCACCAUUCGUAAAGCAGAAUAUUAUUAUCAUUUUCAAGUCAACAUUGUAUGUAUGAUG